Owenia fusiformis is the source of this 346-nucleotide messenger RNA. NCBI's taxonomy places the organism in Eukaryota, Metazoa, Annelida, Polychaeta, Sabellida, Oweniidae. The record is from the annotation of a GenBank genome assembly.
AUGAAGACAGACAUGGUGAAAAGAAGAAUACAGCUGACUCAUCAACAGCUACUACAUCAGCUGAACAGGGUGCAGCAGGAGAUCAUCCAAGACUUGGGGAAGGUGAAGGGAGAGAGAGAAAAGUCCCUUGCGACAUACAAAGUAAUCCUAAAUCAACAUUUGGACCAGAUUAAGAAAGCAAGCAUGCAAGCUGAGCGUCUGCUUGAAUUAGGCCAUGAAGACCAGCUACAGGAAGAUUGCCAAUUGAUAAGUCUCAAGCUGGGAGAGUUGAUGAAGAUGCCUAAAGUACCUGCAUUUGAUGCUUUAACAGUAUUGGACUUUGUUCCGUCCCCACAACUAACAGACU